This is a messenger RNA of Nannospalax galili (Upper Galilee mountains blind mole rat), 1643 nucleotides long. Its product is annotated as cysteine-rich secretory protein 3-like. The record is from RefSeq and is a predicted model, not a curated record. The transcript has 8 exons. Gene Ontology annotation, cellular component: extracellular region. Bases 1 to 759 code for a protein of 252 amino acids. NCBI's taxonomy places the organism in Eukaryota, Metazoa, Chordata, Mammalia, Rodentia, Spalacidae.
AUGGCAAUAUCUUUGAGCUUCCUGAGAGUGGUGAUAGCGGUGCCAAGAACAUCAGGUACUUUCCGGGCCUUCAAAAAGCCCAAAGAUACAGUGACAAAUGCAGAAUUCAAAGCUUUGUCAACCACUCUAACGGAAAUCCAAGAGGAGAUUGUAAAUAAACACAAUGAAUUGAGAAAAUCAGUAUCUCCAAAGGCCAGUGACAUGCUAAAGAUGAAAUGGAGCAGUGAGGCCGCAGUGAAUGCCCAAAAGUGGGCAAACCAGUGCAAUUACAAACACAGCGAUCAAGAGUUCAGGAGACUCAAUAUAAGCUGUGGUGAGAAUCUCUUUAUGUCAAGUAACCCCAGGCCAUGGUCCCAAGCAAUUCAAAUCUGGUAUGAUGAGUCCAGAGAGUUUAUCUUUGAUAGCGGGCCAACACCACCCAAUGCAGCAGUUGGACAUUAUACUCAGGUUGUUUGGAGCACAUCGUUUCUUGCUGGCUGUGGAGUUGCUCACUGUCCUGAAUCGUCUUUGGCAUACUUUUAUGUUUGUCAUUAUUGUCCUGCUGGUAAUUACGUGGGAAAACUAUACAAGCCUUACAAAGAAGGAGAACCUUGUGCCAGCUGUCCUAAUGACUGUGAUGAUGGGCUUUGCACCAAUAGUUGUAACUAUGAAGAUAGUUAUUCUAACUGUCCAGAUUUGAAGGAAACAGCAACCUGUGAGCAUCCAAUCGUCAAAAGUGGUUGCAAGGCCUCCUGCAAUUGUGAAGGCAAAAUUUAUUAAAUACUCAGUACACGCCAACAGGUUUCUGUGGAGAAAGACCAAAUCGUCCACCCACUUAAGUUUGUUGUACUUUACCAGGAAAUUACAGACAUAGAUAUACACAAAUGAUUCCAAAUAGUAAAGAAUCAUUUCUUCUAUAUCUUUCCAUUUUUCCAAAAUCAUUUCCAUAUAAAGGAUUAAAAAAACAAAAUCAAUGAUAGCAAUUCUGUUCUUGAUAUUGGAAUUUUGUAACUAAUUUACUGAAUUUAAUCAAGCUCAAAGUUCUGCAAGUUGCUUUUCCCUAUGAUUAAUGUCCUUAAAAUCCCUAGUUCGAACAUAAGAAACAUGUUCCCAGAUCACAAUGAAGUAAAAGAAUAGGAUAAAAUUCCCCUGUUGUUGCCAGUCAUCUGUCCUAACUCCACCAGGUUCCAAAGACAUUGACUAUCUUUGAUAUUUUCUCGCCAUUAACUCUUCCUCACACUUAUCUGAAUCUCCACCUUACAAUUAAGUGGAAUGCAGUAUUCCCAGUAUAACCCAAAAUCAUCCAAGACCUGACUCUACAUCCACAUAAUCUUCACAGUAGAUUAUCAUCAUAUCUUCCUUUGUAAACAUCCCCAUCUUUAAAUAAAUCUUCUUUGUAAAAUUUCAAGAUAAUACGUGAAUAGAUUCCCUUGAGUAGUUAGAACUCUAUCUUCCCUUUUGAAUCUGCACUGGAGUUAGUGGAUCCCUUUCAAAGACUAGACAGUAGUCUACGAAAGAGGAAAUCAAUUACUUUACAGUAGAGAAGUCUAGCAACUGCGAUCUUAACUCAGUGAUUAAACUUCUAAUUUCUAAUCAAGAUUCUAAUUGCUUUUCAAACACUUUAUUAAGAUGUGACUUCUGCUUGUUCAGUGUGAUUACAAUGA